CGCAUUCAAAUUUCAAAUUUUCAAAUUGUCGCAAUAAAGAAAAGCUGCCACUUUGCACAUCCCAAUUCCAUUUCGGGCACUAACCAUCCGCAGCUCUUCAAAUUUCAAAUCCAAUCUCAGCACCUCAUCUUUCUUUUGCCCAAAAUCCACAUGAAAAGCCAAAUAUUUUUAGCUUCCGCAUGGCUUCAAAUGAUCAACAUACUUUCUUGAGCGUCAUUUCGAGCUCAGAAUUGUUUUUGGGUUUUACUUCUUAGAGCUUGAAAGGCUAACAUUGGUAUUGAAUUGGGUAUAUAACACAGAGCCAGAGGAGCCUUCGUAUGCCCAUUUGAAAUUUUCUUCUACAAUGAGGGAAGAAAACCCUUUUGAGCACAAAUCUAAAGCAUCUAAAUUUGCUGAUCAGAAUCAAGCGCCGAAGCCACAGAACAACGUCAAAGGAAAUAGCAACAAUGGUUCGAAGCUCCGAUCAUCGUGGGGUUCACACAUUGUUAAAGGGUUCACAGCAGAUAAGAAGACUAAGGCGCAGACGACUGCAGUUACGAGCAAGAAACUUCCGUUAGCAAAUUCAGAUACUGCAACCCAAAAGAACCCUUCUCAUUCACGUGUCAAAAGAUCACUUGCUGCUGAUCUUUCUUGCUCUUUAACAGCCACCCAAGUCCACCCACAUGCAUACCCGGCUACUCACCGGAGACAGUCUUCUGGGUCCCGUGAUUUGUUUCUGGAGUUAGACCAUCUAAGAAGUCUGCUUCAAGAAUCGAAAGAAAGGGAAUUCAAGCUUCAAGCUGAGGUAUCAGAACUCAAAAGAAAUGGAAGGUUAGUGGAUCUUGAGAGGGAGCUUGAAAGAAAGAAAAAUGAAGUCGAUGAUCUUUCCCAAAGAAUUGGGCAUUUGGAAUCUGAGAAAAGUGUUCUUUGUGAACAAGUGGCUGAGAUGUGUUUGAUUUCAGAGAAGAAGCAUGAAGAUAUAUUGAAAAGGGAAGGCAAUGAGAAUUCAAUGGGAAAUUUAGAAAUGGAAGUUGUAGAGUUAAGGAGGUUGAACAAGGAACUGCAGAUGGAGAAGAGGAAUCUUUCUUGCAAACUAUCUUCUAUGGAGACUCAAUUGACUUCUCUUGCCAAGGCUUCUGAGAGUGAAAUUGUAGCGAAAAUUAAAGCCGAGGCAUCUUCUCUGAGACUGACAAAUGAAGAUUUAUGUAAACAAGUUGAGGGUCUGCAGAUGAGCAGGUUAAAUGAGGUUGAGGAGCUUGCCUACCUGAGAUGGGUCAAUUCAUGUUUGAGAGAUGAGUUGAGGAAUUCAUGCACAACAAAUUCUGAUAAGGCCUCAAGCCUGAACUCAGAAGAGAAAAGUAAUGAAUCCGUCGGCUCAUACUCUUGGAGGAGUAAUGAGUGCUUAGAAUACAGUAGUGCAAAGAGAUUAAUUUUGAUUAAAAAGUUGAAGAAAUGGCCUAUUACUGAUGAGGAUUUGCCAAACUUGGAAUGCCCUGAUAAAAACUGGGUCCAUUCAGAGGAAGGAAGAAGCCCAAGAAGAAGACACUCCAUAAGUGGAUCUAAGUACAGUGUAGAAGAGUGGGUAUCAAGUAGGAGAAGGCAAUCUGAUGGAUUUAUGUGUGGUAAGGAAGUAGAAAAGGAAGCUGAGUCAGUAAAUUCUCAGAAAUACGUUUUGGGCAUGGAUCAAAGACCUCAAAUAUUUGAAAAUUGCUUAGAGAAUAAUAAGAUAGUUUCAUCACUAGAUGUUGAAAAAAGGGCUUUGCGUGUUCCUAAUCCCCCUCCAAGACCCUCUAGUUGUAUUACCAGUGGACAUAAAGAAGAAGUUUCACGUCAAGUUCCACCACCACCACCACCACCUCCACGUCCACCUCCCCCUCCACCUCCCCCUCCCCCUCCUCCAAAGUUCUCAGUUAGUAGUACUACAUCAGGAGUGGUGCAGCGAGCACCACAGGUUGUUGAAUUUUACCAUUCACUAAUGAAGAGGGACUCUAGAAAGGAAUCUUCAAAUGGAGGAACUUGUGAUGCCUCAGAUGUUGCAAAUGUUCGUAGCAGUAUGAUUGGUGAAAUUGAAAAUCGAUCAUCAUAUUUGCUUGCUAUCAAAGCAGAUGUUGAGACUCAAGGAGAAUUCGUCAAUUCACUGAUUAGAGAGGUCAAUAAUGCUGUUUACCAUAGCAUUGAAGAUGUUGUGGAAUUUGUGAAGUGGCUUGAUGAUGAACUUGGCUUUCUGGUGGAUGAAAGGGCAGUCCUGAAGCACUUUGAUUGGCCAGAAAAGAAAGCAGAUACAUUGCGAGAAGCAGCAUUUGGCUAUAGAGAUUUGAAGAAGUUGGAAUCAGAAGUUUCAUAUUACAAGGAUGAUCCUAGAAUGCCUUGUGACAUUGCAUUAAAGAAAAUGGUCACUUUAUCUGAGAAAAUGGAACGUACUGUUUACAACCUUCUAAGAACAAGAGAACCCUUGAUGCGUAAUUACAAAGAUUUCCAAAUUCCUACAGAUUGGAUGCUGGAUGAUGGCAUUGUUAGCAAGAUUAAAUUUGGGUCAGUGAAGUUGGCAAAGAAGUACAUGAAGAGGGUAGCCAUUGAAAUUCAGUCAAAAGCAGCACUAGAAAAGGACCCUGCAUUAGACUAUAUGCUUCUCCAAGGAGUUAGGUUUGCUUUCAGAAUUCAUCAGUUUGCUGGAGGAUUUGAUGCAGAAACAAUGCAUGCAUUUGAGGAACUUAGAAACCUUGCUCAUCUUCUCAACAAAAAGUAAAAGUUAUUAUCAACUUGAGUUUACCACCAGUAAGCAAAGCUUUCAAUAGUUGAAUAUAUGUGGGCACUGGGGCAGAGUGUGUGUUGCUCCCUGGGGCUUUUAACCAGUGAAAAUUUUAAGGUUUGAUGUGUGAAAUAGGAAGCAAUUUUGUCAGAGAUUUUUGCUCGCUUCUUACUAUAGGAAGCAAAUCACGUGUGGUGUUAUCCACUUGGGAACCUGGGCUCAUAAUUUUUCCAAUAAAAGCACCUCACUCGGGAGCUUAGAAUCUCGCUUAUUCUA
This is a messenger RNA of Manihot esculenta (cassava), 3004 nucleotides long. Its product is annotated as protein CHUP1, chloroplastic. The transcript has 7 exons. The coding region runs from base 344 to 2725 and encodes 793 amino acids. Gene Ontology annotation, biological process: chloroplast organization. The record is from RefSeq and is a predicted model, not a curated record. NCBI's taxonomy places the organism in Eukaryota, Viridiplantae, Streptophyta, Magnoliopsida, Malpighiales, Euphorbiaceae. Gene Ontology annotation, cellular component: chloroplast outer membrane.